Strongylus vulgaris is the source of this 464-nucleotide messenger RNA. Lineage: Eukaryota; Metazoa; Nematoda; Chromadorea; Rhabditida; Strongylidae. The record is from the annotation of a GenBank genome assembly.
AUGAAAGCGGGAAAUUUUUAUUCCAAUUUUGUAAUCCACGAACAAAGUAGGAAAAUUGACGUAGAGCCUUCGUCCUAUCUGGCUUGCUCAGAAGGUGUCUAUAGACAGCAGCAAUGUUCUGACGAUGGUCGAUUGCAUUUUAGCGCUACAUUGUUGGAUUGUAUAGACCCGGCAAUGUUCACUUUCCAUGCUCAAGGGACAUCAGGGUCCGGUAGAGUUGGUGAUGUUUGCACUUUCAACACCGACUGCCUUAGUGGAAUGUACUGUGCUGUAGGGCAAUGUCGAUGUUUGUCAACCUAUAUUGCUGUUGAUGCUUAUUGCUAUGAAAAGAUUCCACCGUCGGAAUCGGGCUGCUUCUAUGAUGUGCAGUGCUCUGCAGUAUGGCCGGAUGCUUAUUGUAAAAGUGGGCAAUGCCAAUGUCCUAGUGAAGAUAUGGUUGCCGUUAAGACAAGGUCAAGAUAAGU